Messenger RNA from Striga asiatica, 1886 nucleotides. The record is from the annotation of a GenBank genome assembly. NCBI's taxonomy places the organism in Eukaryota, Viridiplantae, Streptophyta, Magnoliopsida, Lamiales, Orobanchaceae.
AUGAAUGAAAAUAAUAGCAAUGAUAAGAAGCACUUUGUGCUGGUGCACGGUUUUGGCCAUGGCGCCUGGUGCUGGUACAAGCUCGUGAACCUGCUGAAGCAGAACAAUCGGCACAGGGUCACUGCCCUGGACCUUGCUGGCUGUGGGGUCCACCCGAGCCAGCUCCACCAGAUUUCCUCCUUUUCUGACUACGCCCGGCCGCUUAUGGACUUUCUCUCGGCCCUCCCGGACGACGAGCGGGUCGUUUUGGUGGGCCAUAGUUACGGCGGAAUCUCGAUUUCCGUAGCGGCCGAGACUUUCCCCGGGAAAGUGUCGUUGGCCGUGUUCUUUGUGAAGAGGACCUCGGACGAGUCGUCGUUUAUGGAUUGCGAGUUUGUGUUCGAUCCGGAAUUUGGAGACCUGCCAAUUUCGGCAGCCUUACGCGUGGAUGACAUGGCAGACACGGUUUAUAGUCAUUGCCAAUUAGAGGAUGUGGAAUUAGCGAAAAUGCUGUUAAGACCGAGUUUGUUGUUCGCGAAGGAUUUGAGCAACCCGGGUUUGCUGUCCCAAGAGAGGUAUGGUAAAAUCAAACGUUGUUAUGUAAUAUGCGAGGAGGACGAUGUCUCGAGUGUGGAGUUUCAGAGGCAGAAUAUUGCGGAAAACCCGCCAGAUGUCGUCGUGUCAAUAGCCGAGGCUGGCCAUAUGGUCAUGCUUACGAGGCCUCAAGAGCUUUGCCAUUGCUUGCUAGAUUGGUCGUCGUCACACCGAGCUGAUAUGGGCAUUUAUUUUGGAGCUCAGCCCUUGGGCACAUCUUUUGGCCAUGAAGUGAAGGAGGUGAAGGAGAUCAAAGGUGCCGACCAUAUGCCCAUGUUUACACAGCCAGAUGCCCUUGCCUCGUCGAGAUUGCCGAGAAACAUGGCUGAGUGCGGGACAAAAGCAAGCAAAUAUUCCAUUAAGCAGAAAGUUCACCUAGUAUUGGUCCACGGCGCGUGCCACGGGGCGUGGUGUUGGUACAAGGUGAAGCCGCUCCUCGAGGCCGCCGGCCACCAUGCCACCGCCCUCGACCUGGCGGCCUCCGGCAUCGACUCGAGGAAACUCCACGAGCUGAGGGGUGUGGCCGACUACACGAGGCCACUUUUGGAAUUGUUGGCGGAGGUCUCGGAAAAAGUGGUGCUCGUGGGCCAUAGCCUCGGAGGAAUCAACUUGGGGCUCGCGAUGGAGAUGUACCCGAAAAAGAUUGUGGCGGCUGUCUUUCUGACAGCAUUCGUACCGGAUAUCGUGCACCGGCCGUCGUAUGUUUUGGAGCAGUACAACGAGCGGACUCCAGCUGAAGAGUGGCUAGACACCAAGUUUUUACAGUGUGGAACCUCAGAAGAGCCUCUCACUUCCAUGUUUUUCGGCCCUCAGUUUGUUUCUAACAAGCUUUACAAUCUUUCUUCACCUGAGGAUGUAGCACUGGCAAAUAUGUUACUAAGGCCAAGCUCCUUGUUUAUUGAAGAUUUGUCGAAGAAAGGUGAAUUUACCAAAGAAGGGUAUGGAUCCGUGAAGAGGGUAUUCAUAGUUUGUGGACAAGACAAGGCUAUUCCCGUAAAUUUCCAACGCUGGCAGAUCGAAACAAUUGGAGUCGACAAAGUAAUGGAAAUCGAGACUGCUGAUCACAUGGCCAUGCUUUCGCAACCCCACAAACUCUGCCAAUGUCUGCUUGAAAUUGCAGAAUGUUAUGCAUAAUUAAGGAGUUUCUUAAUGAUCCCACAAUAUGUUAUAAUUUUUUAUGCUUUUCCCAUAAAGUUUGUGUGAUAUAUAAUCGACACAGCUCCAGAUAAUGGAUGUUAGACAUUGGAUGAUUUCAUAAACAAAUAAAUAAGCUCAUGUUUUAAUUCUAAGUAAAAAAAAAAAUUCAAGAAUCA